UGGGAUUACCUUUGGAGAUACCUAGACGCCGUGAUUGCUAGAGCCUGGGAUUAAUUGUAGUGCUUGCGCAGGGUGAGACUGAGUUGUGCGUAACGCUUAGUGUGUCGCGUAAGCGCGUCUUGCUUGGUUGGCCUUUUUCGUCGCGUUGCUGAACGGCAGCUAAGUACCUGUGUUUCGCUGGAACCGCUUUUGCCGUAGCGUUGUAGUGAACAUCGCAGUUACGCUUUAGCGUUAUGGUAUCCCGCUGAUGCUCAUUCCCAGGCACCUUAGAGGCUGUAUUGCCCGUUUUCGAGCUCAGAAUGAUCAGAACGAUUCGAAUACGCAAACGGAAUCGCAUUUUCUGCAUCGCAUGGCUGGUUGCCUCCUUCCUGCUCCUCCUACAUCUCCCUCCCUCGGAAGCGUUCAGUAGUCACGUUGACGAGGAUGUUCGCCCUCGUUUCCACUGGCAUCAUCGGCAUCGCGAAGCGACCAGGUUACCACCCACUGGCGACAGCAGCUCUUUCGCAAAUACAAAGAGCCGGACGUUCAGUCCGCUCACCCCGUCCGCUAGUGCUGACUCACUGACUGAUUCCGAUAGACUGACUGGUUCCCACAGUUUGACUGAUCCCGGCAAGUUGACUGAUUCUGGAACAUUGACUGAUUCCGUCAGAGCAACUGAUACGGCAGCUGAUUCCGAUGACGAUGACGAUGCCGAUAUCGCUUUGCUUGCCGCUAACCCUGCUUCCGCUUUCGAUGACGAUUUCUAUUCUAAUGGCGUAACCUCGUUUCAAUCACGCCUCUCAUACGCACAGCCCCGCCAAUCAGCGGUGUUUAAAGCCAGACCGGAUACACUCUUCCUAAAUUCACGGGACGAAUACCAGUCCUCCUUCUCGUCCUCCACUCCCUCCUCCCCUUCCUCACUCCGUUCCUCCUUCUCGUCCUCCCGUCCCUCCUCCUCUUCCUCCCUCCGUUCCUCCUCCUCCUCCCCUCCCUCCUCCCCUCCCUCCUCCCCUCCCUCCUCCCCUCCCUCCCUCCGUUCCUCCUUCUCCUCCUCCCGUCCCUCCUCCUCUUCCUCCCUCCGUUCCUCCCAGCGCUUCUCUUCCCCUCGCCUUUCCUCCUCUCUCCCGCGCCCCUCGCGAACCUCCUCGCAGUCCUCUUUCCCUUACAAGAGCCCCCAUAGAUCAUGGAAGCUCCCUAAAAAGAGAAGUCCGAGCAUUAAUAUUAAUAGGAUAGGAACCCAGCGAGCGUGGGCUCCCGCUGCUGCUACGCCCGAGUACGUACACCCUAGCGAGGUGUCUCUUAACGCGGCUUUAGCGUUCGAGCGGCAGAGGGUGCUCCGGCAGCAGCAGCGGAAGCGGCAGCAGCAGGUGACGGGCCCUUGCAGCCCGCUGGCGACUGCGAAGGUGCUGGCGAUUAAGUCGUACGCAGACAUCGCGAAGCGAUUAAACUUCGCGCCGACGCAGACAGUGAUGCUGGUGCUGUCGCCUCCCGGGUUUAUCUCGACUCAAGGGUUGCUGUUCGACGGGAACUACUCGUGCACUAUCCUGCGAAGCAAGAAGCCAGCGCAAAGAAGUUACAUCAAGCUGACGCACGCCAUGGCGCCCGUGCUGCGCAUCUGGAACACGCACAACGUGAUCGUCAUGGACGUCAACUUCUACCUGCCCGUCAAGUCCAGCUCGCGCGUCUGCUCCUUCACUGAAGUCGGCAAGAACCUGCUGUGCCCCGCCAUCCAUAUUUGGCGAAGCUACGGCAUUCAAGUGGCCAAGGGCGAGGUGUUUGGGCGAAUAGACGUGUUUCGCAGCAUGGAGUCGCGGGUCGACGGCAUGAGCGUCACGGCCACCUACCGCUUUGUCAACUCCCCGGGGGUCAUCCGCAUUGGGGAGAGCGGGUACGGGCCGGAGCUGGUGCGCUCCAAUAUAGUCAUCUCCAAUAACGAGGCGUAUGGCGUGGACACCCCUAUUGUGAUGCACUGGGGCGCGGUGGGCAUCACAGUGGUCAACAAUUUCGUCCACGACUUUGGCUUUGCGGGCAUCCGCUGCGGCGCAGACGUGCACUUUGCGGGCGACUGCAUGCUGACCAACAUCUCCAACAACAUCGUGUACAACUGGCGGCGGAACUCCUCCGGGGAUGUGGAUUCUGCCGGGAUCUACUACUGCACGCACUGGUUCAGCCCGGGGAACGUUGCCGAGUGCAACUACGUGGCCGGGGGCGACCACUGCUAUUACCUGGAUUACUGCACAUCUGGCGUUGUGAUCCGUGGUGGGGCGUGCAUCAACACAUACGACGGCAUCAAAGUCAACAAUGGCAAGCAGAACGUGAUAAAGUUCGUGAUUCUAAAGAACGUGGAGGGCAUGCCAGGGUGGUGCACAUGUUUCACUCCCACGGUCAACAACUGCCGCAAGGACCCCGGCACGUACUGGGAGAACAUGCGAGUCAAAUACUACAACACUGACUUAUUCAAAACACUCUUCCCUUGGUGGCCGAGUGUCUGUGAAGACACAUCUGUUAACGGGGUUAGUUGCAACCCGGCCAAUUCUAUGUCGGCUUACUUGACUGGCAACUGCAGCGGCCUUGCAACUGACAACUACCUCGAUCUCGUCGUUGUGAAUAUGACUAAGAGGGCGCUCGACUACAAGUACUGCGAGAAGAUCCCAGUGAUGCCGAAAUUUAAUACGCAUAAAAUGAUUAAUAUCACCACGGGUUCGUUGAAGGUGCUGCGAAAAUUGGGGUUCCGGAACUACAAGCGGCAUGACUUGGCGAUCGAGGCGUGGUCUCCGAUUUACAAAUGGCGGCCGCGAUUCAAGAGUUGCCGGAAGGGUUUGGCGGGAAUGAAGGUGAUUACCAGGGAGGAGUACAGAAAGGCGUUUAAUAUUCCCAAGCCGGACUAUUUCGAUUUUUGCUUGAACAUGAACCUGACCCACCUUCAUGAUAGGUCCUUGUUUUGAAUCAGUUUGGCUUGUAACCGAAGUUGCACAACCUCUUAAAUGUGAUCUAACAACU
Molecule: messenger RNA, 2979 nt
Organism: Closterium sp. NIES-67
Lineage: Eukaryota; Viridiplantae; Streptophyta; Zygnematophyceae; Desmidiales; Closteriaceae
Source: the annotation of a GenBank genome assembly